AUGCCCCACCUCGCCGCCACUCCCCCCACUUCCUCCUCCGCCGCCGCCGCCGCGGCGGUCCCCACCGCGCAGGCCACGGCCGCGGGCCGCGUCGCGUUCCGGCGCCCGUGGAACACGCCGCGCCUGCGCGUGCUCGCGCGGGGCGUCCGUCGUGAGGACGGCGGCGGCGUGCGCACGGAGGAGCAGGAGCAGACGGCAUCGCGGACGUUCUACGACCUGCUCGGGAUCUCGGCGGAGGGGAGCCCCGACGAGGUCCGGGCCGCCUACAGGCGGCUGGCGCUCAAGUACCACCCGGACGUGUCCCCGCCGGGCGCCGCGGCGGAGAACACCCGCCGCUUCAUCGAGGUGCAGGAGGCCUACGAGACGCUCUCCGACCCGAGCCGCCGCGCCAGCUACGACCUCGCGCUCGCCCGCGGCGUCUGCCGCCUCGCCUUCUCCGGGCGCCGUUCCCAAUCCCACCGCGCCUACUACUACCACCACCACCAGGAGCAGGAAGGGAAAUCUGGCUGGAGAAGGUCCUGGGAAGACCAGAUUGCAGAGCUGAAGAGGAGGAGCACGACAAAGGAUUCAGAAGAGAACCUGUCGUGGGGCGCUUGUAUGCGGAGAAGGGCCGAGGCAUCAUCAGCAGAACAGCUAUGA
Messenger RNA from Miscanthus lutarioriparius, 639 nucleotides. The record is from the annotation of a GenBank genome assembly. NCBI's taxonomy places the organism in Eukaryota, Viridiplantae, Streptophyta, Magnoliopsida, Poales, Poaceae.